CUAGGAUUGGUGGGCCCACCCUUCCCGCAGGCACGCACGGGUCGGGCUCUCGCGAGGGUAAAGGCCUUUGUUAAAGCCCGGCCACCGACUCACCUCUCUCUCUUCUUCGAGGCGGCAAAGGUAGAGGAUGCGGGCGGCCGCCGGGGCCAAAGGAGCUUCGCGGAAGGGCCGCCCUAGGUUGCUGCAAUGUUGGAAGAGGUGAACUGUGAAAAUCUGUUCGCCAAAGGAACGGGCGGGCACUGAACCCCCGAAGCCGAAGGCAUCGAAGGUCUGGGAGAAGCGAAAGUUAAAAUAAGCUAUUUUGCAGUAUCAGGUAGGAAAAAUACAAGCUGGGAUGAUCCGAUUCUGAGACACCUCCAAAAAUCUUUAAUCCACUGCUGUGUAAUUUACAAGGUGUGACCCAUUACAUGAGACUAGUCUUUAUUGUCUGACCUGUGGAAGCAGAGAAGUAACCCUAGUGGAAUAUGCUUCACUUUAUAGAAAAAAAAAAAAAAAAGGGUCAGGGGCCAUGAAUCGGUAUUGUAGUUGCAUAGUAUAGAAAAGCAUGCUUCCUGUUGGUAUAAAAAUGAGUGACCGUUACUUAGAACAAAGAAUUCAUAUCAAACUUUGUGUAAAAUUAAACAAAUCUGCCAGUGAGACACUUGAAAUGUUAAAAGAAGCUUAUGGGGAUGAAGUAAUGUCCAGAGCGAGAGUUUUUGACUGGCACAAAAGGUUUAAGGAAGGUAGGGUUGAUGUCCAUGAUGAUGCACGUAGUGGGCGCCCAAUCACUCACAGGACCAAUGAAAAUGUUGAAAAGGUCAGAGAUUUAGUUCGUUCAAAUAGCCGAUUAACUGUGAGAAUGAUGGCUGAAAAGUUAUCUUUAGAUAAAGAGACAGUUAGACUUAUUUUGAAAGAGAAUUUGAAUAUGAGAAAAGUUUCUGGAAAGAUCGUUCCCUGUACAGUUUCAGUAGAUGAUGCUCCUGAGGGAGAGAUAAAGUGAGGACUAUAAAUUGUCAUUUUGUAGGGUUGAUUUAACUUUCAGAGAUUAUCUUCCCUGAUUCUGUUAAAUUUCAUUGCUAACCUAAAAUAACCUCGACCAUCUUCAGGCAUCCUCAUUAGAAUUUCUUGGUAUGAAAUAUGAAGGUAUAAAUGGAAGUCAUGAUGAUAUAAUGAAAUUGGCACCUCCUUCUUUAUCAUAAUAGAAGAACUAGAUCUUUUUUUUUUAAAUGCAUGAGAUGGUUUUGCCUCAUUGUUAAGAUACAGCCUGUAAAUCUGAAAGGUUGCCCAAGGGUAAACCAGGACUCCUGUUGUACCAUCUUUAAAACAGAGUAGGAGGAGGAAAAGAGCAGAUUCACCAGGUUGUAUACAUAUCUAAAGAAAAUGUUGGCAGAGAAGGAAUAAAGGCUUAUCUUAGGACAGGACAAUGAUUAUCAGGCAAACCAACAAGAUAGAACACCAUGAAAAAGAGUGGUGAAAAGGGACUUUAGCAAAAAAAAAAAAAAAAAGGAGGUAUAAUUUUAAUUUGAAGUUUACUAGUAGAUUCUUAAUUAUAUGAAUUACAGGUUUAAUUAACUAAAGUCAUUUGAAUCCAAAAUCUUUUCUGAUGACCUUUAAUCAAAUAAAUCAAAUUUUGUGGGGAGAUUAAUUCAUAGUUGAUUUGGCAAUUGAGCCAUGAGAUCACCCAUAUUAGGCAUAAGAUCUAAACUCUUUUCAGAGCUAAUAAAACGUUAAAUGACAAUGCUGUUACAAAUGGUGAGGAAGCCACAGUGACUUCAAAACAAUUUACAUAAGAGGGGUUAGUAAUUAAUGACAAAUUGCUAAGAUUUGGUAGACUGUAAGGGUCUAAGACUAAUUUAUUGGGAUUAUCUAUUCCAUUAAUUUCCUUUCAUUUUAAAAAUUUGGUUCCACGAAUUAGUAUAUUCAGUAUUGGUAAGGCAGAAAAAUUAGUUCUUAUAAAAUUGCUAUUAACCAUAGAAAUUGGUUUACAAUUUAUAUUUUAGAAUUGUCAAGUGUUGAAUUUAUUCUUUUGGAACAUCCAGCAGUUUUAAAAAGGGAAUGGAGAGGAAGAAUAAUCGGUGUUUUAAUGUUAGGGAUUACUGUUCUGAAAUCACGUUGGAAGUAUUUCACAUGAAAAGGCCAAAGGACUUAAAAUCAAAUAGCAUAGAACACUAGGAAUGAUUAAGAACUUAGCAUCUCUUUUAGUCUUCAGGUAAAUGCUUAUACUAAAAUAUUAAUGAUUUGGGAUUUUUUUCAUUACACCGAUGAAAUUAGUUAAUGGCCUCCCUUAAGCUUCACUAAUAGAUCAGCAGGAUAUCUAGGGAGUAUUGGAGAACUACAUUUGGUCCACUAGGGAUUGAAGUUCACAACUUGUAAAUUGAAAAAUGGUAACAAGUAGCUGUGAGGUUAAUGAGGAAGGCAAGAUUUUUUAAAAUUUAAACAAUUUAGGUAAAAGAACAAUAGUCUGUAAUCUAAAACAAAAACUAAUAUUGUGUUUUAGCUAGAACUUGUUUUGGUCAGCAAGGUUAUUGUAUAAAGUAUACAGACAUAACCCAUAGAUCUCUAAGGAACCACAAACUACUAUUUGACCUUUGUUAUCAGUUAAUUACUGUCAUCUGCAUAUUUAGCUAGAUUCUAGUCUAGUCAUAGCUUCCCUUCCUGACUAAGGUACAAUACUAUGUUAGUUAUGUUACUAGUUUUUAAAAAUUUGAAACUUGAUACAGAUUGAUUUUGUUCAAGGAUUGAAACACUAACAAAGAUUUCAAGACUCUUCUCAACACUCCUAACCUCUUUUAACCUUUCCUCUCCCUUUACCUCAUAAAUUGCCAUCGUUAAAAUCAUGAAGCAUUUGUACUUUAAUAAUUUUUGUAACCUGCAUUUUCCCAUUAUAACUGUUCUUUGGGUAAAAAUCAGGUUAAAGUAAAUGUUCUCCCUCAACUGUUGCUAACAAAACUAGCUGUUUUAAGUGGUGCUGUCAGACUCAUGUCACUAACCCACUCUAGACUUGAUGUGUAUCUUGAAUAAAUUAUCCUCCUUGUUUACAAGCAAAUCUCUACAACUGUAUGUGGAUGAGUAUCUGUAUUUUCUAUUAGACCAUAGCUAUUUUAUCAGUUAACACUGAUGUAAUUCCCCAUAAUGUUCACAUCAUAUAUUCUGUAUGAUGAAUACUCAGUAUUUAUGUUUUUCAAAUGCUUGCACAAUUUGCAAGUAUGACUAGUUGUAUUCAUGACUUAUUCAUGGUGCCUUUACUUGAAGUUUGUGCUUUUUUGUGUCAAGCCUGUCAAAUAUAAUAGAAAAAUUUGAGCUUACACACUAAUUUAAAUUUGUUGGCAUAAAGUCGUUGGCUUCAGAUUUUAUCUUGUGGCCAAAGGUUGCCAAAUGAUUUCCAAAUCUUGCAGUAAUUAUCAUUGUGAGAUUUUACUAUGAAAAAAUGAUUCGGUUUUUAGUGUUUAAUGUGUUAAAGAUACUGAGCCAGCCAUUGUAUCUUAAGGAUGACCGUUUUUUGUCAAGUAAAGGAAAAUUGUAUCGAUAGGAUUAGACUGGAAAUGAUUACCAAUUACUUUUAGUUGUUCGAUAACUACUGUAAGUCUAUUCUGAUCAUUUGAGAUAAGUAUGACAAUCUUGUCUCUAAGCCUUUACAAAAUAGUGUUCAUUCACUACCAGCCCUAGCUGGAUAAAUGGCACGUAGCUCUAGUUUCUUACAAAACAAAGCAAUCUGGUAAGAUUUUUUAAACUUAAUUACAUCUUGAGACUUAACUUGUUUUAGGUAUGACCAUUAUCCAAUCAGGGGCUUUAUCUUUGUACUAAUACAUUUCUCAUAAUCUAAACCUGUUAAAUAUCUUUAGCUCAUGGGAACAGUGUAAAACUUGUUUAGAAACUAAUUUACAUUAAGUUCUGCACUUUGUCAUAAUUAUAUGAACUUUUUUUCAUGUUUUCUUAACAUUGUUGCCUAUUGCUAGUGAUACUGUUCUUUUGUAGCUUAAAAUCUGUUACACAAUUCCAAAAUUCACCUUUUGGAAAGGAGAGAGCAUGGAAACAAUGAAGGUGUGUUUAAUUGUAGUGAAAUAAAAAUAAAGCUUGUACAAAAACUAAA
Molecule: messenger RNA, 4069 nt
Organism: Antechinus flavipes (yellow-footed antechinus)
Lineage: Eukaryota; Metazoa; Chordata; Mammalia; Dasyuromorphia; Dasyuridae
Gene: GVQW3
Product: GVQW motif containing 3
Exons: 3
Coding region: 545-979 (144 amino acids)
Source: RefSeq, a predicted model, not a curated record